AUUGCCUUUUGUUUUGUUUUGUUUACAACACAUUGUUAUUGACUACUUCCUUCCAAAUGGAUAUCCUAAAAGCAGAAAUAGCUCGAAAACGAAAGCUGUUGGAGCAGAAACAGCUGGUGGACGAAAAGAAGAAGUACUUCAGACGCGGCGACCUAAACGCCAAGGACACGGAGGAGGUGCUGCAGAAGGUCGGCUACAAAAAGCAGGAGUCUGUGGAAGCCCAAGGACAGUCCACCGAGGGAGCAUACAGUUUCGUGGCCGAUGGCCAGAACAUCCUGCCGCGAACAGAGGUCAUUCGACGUCUGAGGGAGCGAGGCGAACCUAUUUUAAUUUUCGGCGAAACGGAGCCAGAGGCCUUUGACAGAUUGCGUCAGUGCGAAAUUUCACAACCGGAAGCGAACCGAGGAUUUCGAAACGAUUUCCAAGAGGCCAUGGAACAGGUCGACGCCGCAUACCUGCAAGAGAUGUUCGCCAACGCCCCUACAGCUAAAGAAGACAAAAAGUCAGACUUCGCCGAGCUGGACGAGUCCGUGUCGUGGGAAAGUAUCCAAGCCAUGGCUCAAAAAAUGGGCCGAAACAAGGACUACGACAUGGACGUGAUCAUUACUUUGCUCACCUUUCUUUUGAAGCUGUGGAACGAUCAGAUUGCCAACUACAGUAAGCACGAAAAGAUGUCCACGAAAGUGAAAAUGACUAGGGUAAUUUACACGCAAACCAAGGAGUACGUGAAGCCUCUUUUUCGUAAACUAAAGCAUCAUACCCUGCCUGAGGACAUUUUGGACAGUCUGAGGGACAUCUGCAAGCAUCUACUCAACCGCAACUACAUCACCGCCAGUGACGCUUAUCUGGAGAUGGCUAUCGGCAAUGCCCCAUGGCCAAUCGGUGUCACCAUGGUGGGCAUCCACGCGCGUACUGGUCGCGAAAAAAUCUUCUCAAAAAACGUGGCGCACGUAAUGAACGACGAGACGCAACGCAAGUACAUCCAGGGACUUAAACGUCUGAUGACAAAAUGCCAAGAGUAUUUCCCCACCGAUCCCUCCAAGUGCGUAGAGUAUGUCAGCAAAAAAGAUCGGGAAUAAACUCAAGCUUUAUGUUUGUCAUUAUUGUAAUAUCAA
Messenger RNA from Drosophila eugracilis, 1115 nucleotides. RefSeq names its product pre-mRNA-splicing factor 18 (gene Prp18). NCBI's taxonomy places the organism in Eukaryota, Metazoa, Arthropoda, Insecta, Diptera, Drosophilidae. The transcript has a single exon. The coding region runs from base 57 to 1079 and encodes 340 amino acids. Gene Ontology annotation, cellular component: U5 snRNP; U4/U6 x U5 tri-snRNP complex; U2-type post-spliceosomal complex. The record is from RefSeq and is a predicted model, not a curated record. Gene Ontology annotation, biological process: RNA splicing; generation of catalytic spliceosome for second transesterification step.